GAGUAGCUUUUCUUACCCCAUUUGUCAUUUGAUCAACGCUAGAUGACGCGAAAGCCGCUAGUACAAUGAAAAUCCACUCCACCUUCCAUUCCAUUUUGUAACUCAAAAUUUGUCAAAUGACAAUGGAGACAUUAGAAGAAGACGUUGAAUAUAAUUGGUCAGAUGUUGAUUUAUCGCCACUAGAACGCAAACCUGAACUUCAUAAAGAGACCCGAGAACGACGUCGUGGGCGUGACAUAGUUAUAGCCGUUGAUCAUGGUCCUGAAAGCAAAUAUGCCUUUGAUUGGGCCAUUGUUCAUCUUUGUCGUUUGGCUGAUACUCUUCACCUUGUUCAUGCUGUUUCGAAUUUGAAGAAUGAAGUUUUGUAUUCAGCUGCAGAGGCGCGUAUUGAGAAGCUGGCUGUGGAAGCUAUAAAUGUUGCUAUGGUAGAGACAAAGGCUCGUAUUGUUGAAGGAGAUGCAGGUAAAGCAAUUUGCAAAGAAGUCGAUAGGUUAAAGCCUGCAGCUUUGGUGAUGGGUACCAGGGGAAGAACCUAUCUUCAGAGUGUGUUUCAGGGAAGUGUUAGUGAGUACUGCCACCACAACUGUAAGGCUACAGCUAUUAUUAUCGUCCCCGGACAAUGUAUUUAUGACUGACUAAUUCAAGACACGAGCUAAGGUAGUGCUUUGUGAGAGAUAUUUGAUCCACUUGAUGGGGCUAAAGAAGCUGAUGAAAAUAGUGGUGAUCUCACUAAAUUAUGAGGUGAAAUGGAUAUUUUUCUCAAGACUCUCUGUUUCUCUGGAAUAUGUUUGUAUGUAAUAGCUGUCACUGCUUUGUGUAAGCUUACCAGGUUGCAUUGUAGAAAAUAGAGCUGUUGUGUCUUUUACAUUGUUUUGAUCAUCAUAGUCUUGUAUUUUCUGUUAAUUAUGAUUUCUAUUUUACCUGGUGAGGUAAUAAUGUGAUUUUAUUGUUGAAGGUAGAUGUUUUUAUUUUGUAAAAAUAUAGUUAUUUAUUUGAUCCACGUUUUUCUUUAAA
Messenger RNA from Daucus carota subsp. sativus, 1014 nucleotides. RefSeq lists its product as uncharacterized. The record is from RefSeq and is a predicted model, not a curated record. The transcript is spliced from 4 exons. NCBI's taxonomy places the organism in Eukaryota, Viridiplantae, Streptophyta, Magnoliopsida, Apiales, Apiaceae. The coding region runs from base 117 to 635 and encodes 172 amino acids.